Molecule: messenger RNA, 689 nt
Organism: Cajanus cajan (pigeon pea)
Lineage: Eukaryota; Viridiplantae; Streptophyta; Magnoliopsida; Fabales; Fabaceae
Product: PHD finger-like domain-containing protein 5A
Biological process (GO): mRNA splicing, via spliceosome
Source: RefSeq, a predicted model, not a curated record
CUCUUCUCCUUUUAUGCUCCAUUCUCUCUCGUUUCUCUCUUUCUUCCACCGCAACACAACCCUUGUUGUUCUGUGCUCAGACGAAGCGACACCGUUUUGCACUUUCUUCUCAGCACAGCAUCUAGCAGGUUGUUGAAAAUAUGGCCAAGCAUCAUCCUGAUUUGAUUAUGUGCCGGAAGCAGCCAGGGAUUGCCAUUGGACGGCUGUGUGAGAAAUGUGAUGGCAAAUGUGUGAUCUGUGACUCUUAUGUGCGUCCUUGUACACUUGUCCGAGUUUGUGAUGAAUGCAACUACGGAUCAUUUCAGGGUAGAUGUGUCAUAUGCGGAGGAGUUGGAAUAUCUGAUGCCUACUACUGCAAGGAAUGCACACAGCAGGAGAAAGAUAGAGAUGGUUGCCCCAAAAUUGUUAAUUUAGGGAGUGCCAAAACUGAUUUAUUUUAUGAACGCAAAAAGUAUGGUUUUAAGAAAAGAUGAUCAGGGUAGAUUACUGACGUUUGUAUUUCACUAAAAAAUGUUUGGAUGUGUUUUGCUCGGAUGUAAGAACCAUAUAGGAUAUGAGACCCUGUGAACAUAAACAUUUACAUUGGAUAAUUAUUUUAAUGCAUGACUAGUUGGCUACUGAUAAAAGAUUUAGCCAUUAUGGAAGUAUCAACAUGGACUACAAUAAGACUAUCGUUUGUAUUUGUUGGU